CUGUCUGUCAGUUCAUUGGAAGGCGCCACUGUUAGCAAACAAAGUUACAUGAUUAUAGGUUAUCAUUACCAAGGCCAACUUAAGUAUAAGUCAUUGUCAUAACUAAUACUUUCUUUACGCAUGAUAUCCAAUAGGGACUGUUUCUUCAAAGACUGUUUAUUGCUUGCAGAUUUUAUUAGGAAUUCGAUAUGAAUGAAGUGGAAAAAGUGAUGGCAAAGAAAAUGUUGAAGCGUCUGAAGAAGAAUUGGCAUGAAAUACGGUACGAUGAAAUUCGUAAUAAGCCGUAUUUGAUUGGUAAGCGUACCGAAUCAUCCAAAACACAAGCAGUAUCUGUUCUUAACAGUGUAAGAACUUUGACUAUUCAGGAUCUUAAAAAUCGGAUUGAGGACAGUGGCAUUUCAUCUACGGUAUUAGCUGUACGUAGCUCUGAUUCUUCAACUGUUUUUUAUAGUGCUCAGUUGGGUCUGAAUUCGCCGCUGGCACAAGAGUCAUCCGAAAAUGCUUCUAGUGAGGAAAGUUCUGAAAAUGAAGUGCUUGAUAUUGGACACUGAUUUAGUGAGCAGAAACAGCAGACUAGUAUAUAUGGAGGAGCUGUCAGCUAAGUUAUGCAACAAAAUUAUUCAUCCUGCUGUCAGCAUCAUUCUAGUAGUGUCAUUAAGCUGUAAUCACCCAAGGUCAACAACUCCAGGGCAAAUGGCUGAAUCAAGCAAACCAAACAACAUUCUAAAAAG
Stegodyphus dumicola is the source of this 731-nucleotide messenger RNA. RefSeq lists its product as uncharacterized. The record is from RefSeq and is a predicted model, not a curated record. Gene Ontology annotation, biological process: tRNA splicing, via endonucleolytic cleavage and ligation. Lineage: Eukaryota; Metazoa; Arthropoda; Arachnida; Araneae; Eresidae. Gene Ontology annotation, molecular function: nucleic acid binding.